Messenger RNA from Lolium perenne, 796 nucleotides. RefSeq names its product FCS-Like Zinc finger 15-like. The record is from RefSeq and is a predicted model, not a curated record. NCBI's taxonomy places the organism in Eukaryota, Viridiplantae, Streptophyta, Magnoliopsida, Poales, Poaceae.
UUGCCCGACCCCGUGUGCUGCCCUCGUCUCCUCCCGCCGUCCGUCCCCGCGCAACCAUAUAUGCCCACCCUCCAACCUCGCUUUCCUCACCCAGCUCGCUCCUCCUCCUUCCUCCGGCACCUCAACCAGCAAGAAGCUCGCUGCGAACUUCAUCUUUGCUCCUUUGCUCGAAGCUCACCUCCACUACACACACAUAAGCCAUGGCGGCUUCAGUAGCCUGCUCCUUCUUCUUCUUCGACGCGGAGCCGGUCGACGAGCCCGCCAUGCCCGCGCAGGACGCGUGCGCGCUCUGCUCCAAGCGGCUCGCGCGCGACAGCGACGUCUUCAUGUACAGAGGGGACACCCCCUUCUGCAGCGAGGACUGCCGCCACCACCAGAUGCGGCUCGACGCCAGGCAAGCGGCCAAGUCCGCCGCCCGGAGGCAGAAGCACUUCUCGUCGUCGGCAACGGCGUCCGGGCGCGGGCGCCGGGAGUCCAGGGAGGUGCCCGUCGCCAGCUAACCUGCGAGAGUGCCAAGCUGCGUACAUAAUCUGCGUGGGCUCAGCCGCAGCUCGAUCGGCGUGCUCCACUCCAAGUGCCGGCGCCUGUGUCUAAUGGUGAAGCCGUGAAUGCUGAGCAUGAGCUUCUUUCCCGGGGUUCACCAAUCUGCGCCUAGUCCCAGCUUUUGAUUACAUCCUCUUGGUCUUGGCCUCUUGGGUAGCGUAUGAGCACUCCGGCUGUGUAAUUCUUCGAGGCAAUGGUACAAAGUGCUAUGCAGUUGCCAAUUUUUGAGCGAUAUUACAUCUCGUUUACUCCU